UUGAGUGCAUUAAUGCGCGGAAACUGUUCCAUCGCGAUGCAUCUGAGUCAACUACUUGCCGGACUGAUUGUGCUUAUUGCUAUAAUGGGUCUAGGACUUGCUUCGGAUGUGGAUGAUAAAACCGUAUAUCCGUGGCAAAAACAGCUCUCAACGCACAAGAUGCCAUAUAAAGUCUCUGGAGAUAUUUAG
Molecule: messenger RNA, 189 nt
Organism: Drosophila serrata
Lineage: Eukaryota; Metazoa; Arthropoda; Insecta; Diptera; Drosophilidae
Source: RefSeq, a predicted model, not a curated record